GUAGCUCACAGACUUUUCACUGCACCGGAUGAGAAAAUCAAAAGCUGAAAGAAAGGUAAAGAAAAUAGCGACUUGUAUCGGCUUUGGAUUGUAUACCUGUUUCCUUAUUCUGUGGGAACCUUUUCUUUUACGCGUCCGUGCAAGCGGACAGGACAGGGACGCCGCUUCUUGACUCCAAGAGUGAAUGUUUUUCGCGUGUUGAGUGUGAAAGUUAAAGCCAGGUGAAUGUAUAGCAUGAUGAUGGAGACGGACUUGCAUUCCCCGGCACCCCAAACGAACACGGGUGCGGGGCACACAGGGCAAAACGCUGCGGGGAAAUUGAGCCAGGAGCGCGUCAAGCGCCCCAUGAACGCGUUUAUGGUGUGGUCCCGCGGGCAGCGGCGUAAGAUGGCACAGGAAAACCCCAAAAUGCACAACUCGGAGAUCAGCAAGAGGCUUGGGGCCGAGUGGAAGGUCAUGUCCGAGGCGGAAAAGCGGCCUUUUAUUGACGAGGCGAAGCGCCUGCGCGCCAUGCACAUGAAGGAGCACCCGGAUUACAAGUACCGGCCACGCAGGAAGACCAAAACGCUGCUUAAAAAGGACAAAUACUCACUGGCUGGGGGGCUGCUCGCAAGUUCUGCCGGCGGUGGCGGUGUGACUCUGGGGAUGAGCACAGCGCAGAGGUUAGAGAGUCCUGCGGGUCACGGUGGAGGCGCAGGGGCGGCGAGUUACGCACACGUGAACGGCUGGGCUAACGGUGCGUAUACUGCAGCCGCUGCCGCAGCCAUGAUGCAGGAGGCGCAGUUAGCCUACGGUCAGCACGCAAGCGCUGGGGCCGCUCACCAUCACGGACAUCACCCGCAUCACCAUGGACAUCACCACCCUCACCAUCAGCACGCCGCCAGCGCGCAGCCCGUGCACCGCUAUGACAUGAGCGCGCUGCAGUACAGCCCCAUGUCGAACUCUCCGAGUUACGUGAGCGCCUCACCGUCGACCUAUGCCAUGCAGUACACGCAGCACCAGAGUUCUGUCUCGGCGGCGGCGGGAGCCGUUGGCGCGCUCGGAUCGCUCGUGAAGCCUGAGCCAAGCUCUAGCCCUCCCCUCAGCGGCGCAUCCCGCGCACCCUGUCCCGGCGACCUGCGCGAGAUGAUCAGCAUGUACUUACCGGCGGCGGAGGCUGGAGACGCGGCUGUUCAGAGCAGACUGCACGCGCUGCCGCAACACUAUCAGACCACUGCAGCUGCCAUUAACGGAACCGUCCCACUGACGCACAUUUAAAGCAAGAAGCAAAAUCCUAAAACUGAACCACAUAUUAUUCACAAACAAGUAACCAAAUAUUUACCUCUUUUUAGAUUAUAAAUACCUGCUUUUUGUACAGAAUGUUUUCUUGUAAAUUUAAAGGUGAUUAUUAUUUAAGCUUUGCUCCAUUGGUACUGUCUUAUCAACAGAAAUUAAUUUCUCCGAUUUGCCUACAAUUCAAAUAUAAUAGCUUUAGGCCAAUAUGUAAUAUGAAAAAUGAAAGGGAUACCAGCCUUUACACAAUCUAGAUUAUCUUGUGAAAACUUGAGAGUUUAAAUAUUUUUAAUGAUAUUAUCUGUGAAGUAUAAGUUUUAAUACGCAGGAAACGCCGGGGCACAAUUCAGAGUGGAAACGCUUACUAUAUUUAAGGUUAUUUUUUCUGACCCACAUCCCGCAAUUGCUUGGUUUGUAAACACGUGACUGAGCCUGUGUAUUUUAUCUAUUCAUUUUUAUUUUGUUCC
Molecule: messenger RNA, 1739 nt
Organism: Tachysurus vachellii
Lineage: Eukaryota; Metazoa; Chordata; Actinopteri; Siluriformes; Bagridae
Gene: sox1b
Product: SRY-box transcription factor 1b
Exons: 1
Coding region: 226-1257 (343 amino acids)
Biological process (GO): regulation of DNA-templated transcription; cell differentiation; anatomical structure morphogenesis
Molecular function (GO): RNA polymerase II cis-regulatory region sequence-specific DNA binding; DNA-binding transcription factor activity, RNA polymerase II-specific
Source: RefSeq, a predicted model, not a curated record